UCAUCUUGUCAUUUCUCUAGUCUCCUAUCCUACAAUCGUUUAUUGUUGUAAAGAUUCAUAACAAUUAACAACAAACUCUAACUAAGACGUAGAGUAAAUGUUUAUAUAAUAUAUUUAAUAAAUUAAACUAGGCAGUAUAAUGGAGGUUGGGACUGUAAUUUAAUAAAAUUACAGUACUAUUCUUCUUAAAUACUUCGAGUCAUAUAAUGGAAGGUAGGAAACGUCAAAGAUGUGUAUAUGUCACUGCUCGUCAAAAAAAGAAACUUAUAGAAUUAAUGUCGAAACAUCCAGAAUUAAUUUCAUGCAAAAUUACACAGGAUUUUAAUUAUAAAGAUUCUCAGCGGCUAUGGCAAAAUAUAGCAAACGAAUGUAAUGCUAUGCCAGGAGCGAGAAAAACGUGGAGGCAGUGGCGAAAAUCUUGGCAUGAUAUCCGAUCGAAAACCAAAAAACGACAAGCAGAAAAGAAUGGUGAACUGCCUCUUCUUACAACAAUGCUAACUUCAGCUGAACAAGAGGCUCUUGGUAUAAAAAAUAUAUCAACAGCCUGUAAUUAUCAAGAAUCUACAGAGUUUGUUACAAUGAGUGAGACGCAUCAGGAGACUUUCAAUGAUGAAUUAUCAGGAGCAACAAUCAGUGAGCCGGAAUCUCCUCCGGAAACGAAAGUAUUCAACUCAAGACCUAAAACAAAUAAAGUUAAAUUAAAACCAUCGAAACAUAGCCCUAAACAUUCGAGUUUAUGUAACUUUAACUGUGAUAUGAUAGCAGUACAAGAGCAGAGAAAAAUUCAGAUUAAAGAAGAUUACGUUAAUUUCAAAAAAGACUAUCUUAGACAAAAAUUGAAACUAUUAAAAGAGCAAACCGAGGCACUGAAAAGUAUUGCCAGGGAACUGUCAAAGUGAUAUAAUAAUAAAGAGAAUUUAUUAAUAUUGCUAUAAGAUCUCAAAAAUAAGGCUCUCAAUGCAGAGUUUAGAAUUUAAAAAUAAGUUUCUUUUACACUUAAAAUAUUACAACAAAAUAAAGUGAUAGUUUGUAAAAA
Molecule: messenger RNA, 1036 nt
Organism: Danaus plexippus (monarch butterfly)
Lineage: Eukaryota; Metazoa; Arthropoda; Insecta; Lepidoptera; Nymphalidae
Exons: 2
Coding region: 207-899 (230 amino acids)
Source: RefSeq, a predicted model, not a curated record